Penicillium macrosclerotiorum is the source of this 918-nucleotide messenger RNA. RefSeq lists its product as uncharacterized. Bases 1 to 918 code for a protein of 305 amino acids. NCBI's taxonomy places the organism in Eukaryota, Fungi, Ascomycota, Eurotiomycetes, Eurotiales, Aspergillaceae. Gene Ontology annotation, molecular function: oxidoreductase activity. The transcript is spliced from 2 exons. The record is from RefSeq and is a predicted model, not a curated record.
AUGGCUAACAUUCUCACUCGAACGACUCCUCGUCGGCUGUUGAAUCGAGGCCUCUCCUUCGUUCAUUUUGAAAAGCCGGGACUCCGGGGAUUUGCAAGUGCAAGCCUUUUACCGCAUAUCCAUGCCAGUGAGGUUGGGGCAUCUCAGAACGCAGAUCAUGUCCAGCAGGUGAACCAACACCUGAAGGAUCGCGGCAUUAUCAAAAUAAGCCUUCAAUUUGAAGAUGAAAACAGCACAUAUCUAGAACAACUCAUUCGGCAACUGAAUAAAAACCACGAUCAUGGACUACCAAUCACUCACAGCGCCUCACGAGGCUGGUUUUGGGACGUUCGCCCUCAACCGGCUGCUCUAGCUGCGGCUGCUACCACCAACCAGGCUCGCUCCGAAACCAUGAACAACUUCCCCUGGCACACUGAUUGCAGCUAUGAAGAGUCACCACCGAAGUAUUUUGCAUUGCAAGUACUUCGACCCGACCAGUGUGGAGGCGGCACCCUUUCUGUCCUUGAUUCUACACGUCUGAUGUCCCUCCUGUCCCCUGCGGCGCGAAACACACUUUCCAAGCCCGAGUUUCGUAUCACCGUACCACCCGAGUUUAUCAAGAACGAAAAUGACACACAUAUUGUCAGCAAUGUGCUAUGGGUGGAUGAGAAAUUGGGAAAGGCUCAGCUGAGGUUCCGCGAAGACAUCAUCGAACCGCUAACGCCACGCGGAGAAACAGCGCUCCGAGAGCUGCAGCAUGUUCUGGAAAGCGCCAAUACCCAGCAAGAAGUGCUGAAUCUUACCCCAGAUAUGCUACCACGAGGAUCAAUUGUGGCGAUGGAUAAUCGGCGCUGGUUGCAUGCGCGAAAUAUUGUUCGUGACCCGAACAGGCACCUUCGCCGUGUCCGAUGGGAUGCGCGGCCUUUCAACGCAAUGUAA